Molecule: messenger RNA, 4169 nt
Organism: Labrus bergylta (ballan wrasse)
Lineage: Eukaryota; Metazoa; Chordata; Actinopteri; Labriformes; Labridae
Gene: stk11
Product: serine/threonine kinase 11
Biological process (GO): regulation of Wnt signaling pathway; activation of protein kinase activity; glucose homeostasis
Cellular component (GO): nucleus; cytoplasm
Molecular function (GO): protein serine/threonine kinase activity; protein kinase activator activity; ATP binding
Source: RefSeq, a predicted model, not a curated record
CCUUGAUACUAAAGGGUUGAAAGAGUCCAGGUAAUAUUUACAGUCUGUGGUCGCGCCCUAAAAAUAAAAAAUUUGAAUUUUCUAAAACUGAUCCAUAAAUCGUAAAGGUACAAAACGUUACAAGUGAAAGUGUGUUGACACGGAUCUUAAAUGUUGCCGAAGAAGAAAAAAAAACCAACUUUGAUUUGACGCAGUAACGUCGGGCUGUCAGCGCGAGGAGCAGGGGGAGGUAAACAAGAUGGCGACAACCUGAAUGGAAAGACUGAAGCCAAAGUGUCGGAACAUUUUACUGACACCCUCGUGAAAACAGUUUUUUUUUCCAACAAGAACCUGCACAAGGGGAGGAAAAAGGUGACGAAAACACAAGUCGACCCGGUUCCAGGCACCGGCCAUUGGCAGCCGCGGGAGGAGGAUGGAGGAGACCUGAGGAGGGGUCGACACAGUCAGUCUACAGGAGCCGGGCUGAUACUGCUGCAUGCGUUUGGCUGUAGAUCUGUGCUUGGAUACAGUCCAACUGUACACACACGUGUUCCCUGAGAAAACUAUGCUAUGAAGCAUGGACCUUUGACAGAGAUGCCUUGCUGCAUGGCCUUGAAACAGGACUGGUUCCCCCCACCUAAGGCUGUAUGGUAAUAAAUGUAUGUAGACGUGAUCUAGAGUAAAGCAGAGAAGGAUUCAAGAUCCAUUUCAUCUGUCAUUUUCUUUAUGUAUCUGCAUACAUAAAAAAAAAACAUUCUAAUUGCACUUGUCACAGAAGUAGAACAAAAUGCAAAGUUUAAGCACCAACUUGGCACUGGACCUCACUGCUUUCCCACCUCUGUUUGCACCAACGGAGUUACCCUAAUGUUUACAAAUUGGGAUCGAUCCUGCACCUUCUCCCUCAACUCUCAGGCUUGAUUCCCACCUUCUCACAUGUUCAGUAUUUUGUAAUUCAACUGUAAUUCAUCUUGAGGAUUUAAAAUUCUCAAAGCAGAGCUGAAAGGUUACCAGUGGAUUACCCUCCAGCAGAAAUCAUAGCUAUUUGCGAACAGUUUUGCACAGAAAGCUAAGCUGUGGCUGUAGAACUAGUCAUGAGUACCGGCGAGCUGCAUCAUCUUGACUAUCUCAAUGAAAAUGAACUGAUGGAGAUGGAUACGUUCAUUCAUCGCAUUGACUCUACUGAGGUCAUCUACCAGCCCCGGAGAAAGAGAGCUAAGCUGAUAGGAAAGUACUUGAUGGGGGACCUGCUGGGGGAAGGAUCUUAUGGCAAAGUGAAGGAGAUGCUGGACUCAGAGACUCUUUGUCGCAGGGCUGUCAAAAUAUUGAAGAAGAAGAAGCUGAGGCGGAUUCCCAAUGGAGAAGCCAAUGUGAAAAAGGAGAUUCAGCUGCUAAGAAGACUCCAACACAAGAAUGUGAUUCAAUUGGUGGAUGUGCUCUAUAAUGAAGAGAAGCAGAAAAUGUAUAUGGUGAUGGAGUAUUGCGUUUGUGGGAUGCAAGAAAUGCUGGACAGCGUCCCAGAAAAAAGGUUUCCAGUAUUUCAAGCUCACGGGUAUUUUUGCCAACUUUUAGAUGGCCUUGAAUAUUUGCACAGCCAGGGAAUAGUUCACAAAGACAUUAAACCAGGGAAUCUGCUGCUGACCACAGACGGCGCACUUAAAAUCUCCGACCUUGGAGUAGCAGAGGCCCUUCACCCAUUUGCAGAGGAUGACACAUGUCGCACCAGUCAGGGCUCUCCGGCCUUCCAGCCUCCAGAGAUCGCCAACGGACUGGACACCUUUUCAGGGUUCAAAGUGGACAUUUGGUCUGCUGGAGUAACACUAUACAACAUUACGACUAGUCUGUAUCCAUUUGAGGGAGACAACAUCUAUAAGCUAUUUGAGAACAUUGGAAAAGGUGACUUCACAAUUCCUGAGGACUGUGGACCCCUCCUGUCGGACCUGCUGCAAGGAAUGCUCGAGUACGACCCUGCAAAGAGGUUUUCCAUACAGAACAUAAGGCAACACAACUGGGUACGUAAGAAACACCCUCCGUCUGAGCCCCCUGUGCCCAUCCCAGCCAGUGCAGAGAGCAGGGAUCCCUGGCGGAGUAUGACGGUGGUGCCCUACCUGGAGGAUCUGCACGGCUACACAGAGGAGGAUGAUGACGAUCUGUACGACGGAGAGGAUGAGAUCAUCUACACUCAGGACUUCACAGUGCCAGGACAAGUGGCCGAAGAAGAUCUGGAUCAAGGGCACGCAGAUCACAGUCCGCCUCUAGCCAAGCCACUUUGUGUUAACGGCACAGAGGGGGGAGGUCUGAACAGCAAGGCCAAAGCCGAGCGUCGAUCCUCGUCUUCAUCCAACCCCUCACGUAAAGGAGUCUCCACAGCCAGCAAGAUCCGCAAGCUCUCCACCUGCAAACAGCAAUGACCUCCUCCCUCCCUCCCUCCCUCGGCAACAUCCCACCUGGUUGAUAUAUCCCCGUCCUUCUGUGUCCAGAGUUCACACAGUUGUGAGAGAAACCUGCUGACGUAAUGCCCCUGUACCUCCUUAGACCGCUGGCCUGCAGAGUCUUAUGAAGAGGCACUAUAAGUGACUGGGAGGAGGAGGACAGCAUGAAAUGUUCUUUUUGCUCUGAGACUGAGGCACUGGCUGUGAAGAUGUUUUUUUUCUCUCUCUCUCUCCCAUACUUUGGCUACUUUCAACUCCUCUGUCAUCCAGUUCUAUAUGCUAGUCCCCCUCUUCAUCUUCUUAGGAGAGUGAAGUGUUGCACAGGACUUUACAGACACCAUCACCCAUGUACCCCACCCAUCCACGUUCCCCUUCCCCCUCUCCCCCAUCUUCUGUUUCUUUGACUUUUGUUUGACGGUAUCCUUAUGGGCAGUUUUAAAGACACAUUGUGAUGUGUACAAAAUUAAAGAGGAAAAAAAGAUGACGAAUGCUAUGAAUAAUUCUAUAUUUAGAUCUGUGAUGAGAAUACUUAUGAGAGUACUCUACCACCAAACGUAAAAAAAAAACUGCAUGCUGUACAGAGCUGGAAGAAAGGGAGAGUACUUGGUUUGUGGACGGACUGACAGACUGAACCUUGAUAUCCCCCUCCUCUGACCUGUUGGGGAUUUUUGAUUUCCAUUUAAGGUUUUUCUUUUUGUCUUUUUUCUUUUCCAAUGAAUAUUUUUUAAUUAUUAUUUAUAAAAAAAGAUGUCCCAAACAGGAUGUUUUGUUGGAUGAUCUUUUCUUUUUAAAUUGAUUUUUUAUUAUCCAUUACACCUAAGUGGUUUAUGUCCUGAUUGAUUACUUUUAUUUACGGUAAAUUUACACGGUUUAGAGGAAACCUACACUUCUUUCUGAGUCAGAACCUAGAAUACAAGAGCUGAUGCUGCUCAGCUGCAGGUGUUGUGUCGUCACAAGCACCCAUUCGCCUGUUUUCCAGUGAUGUUCUUUGUUGUGCCGAUCACAUCAGCAGGAGCCCUGCCUCCCCCCCCCCCCCCCUUACGCAGCCAGGCCUAUCAUCAUCAUCAUCGUCAAGAUCAGAGAGCAGGUGAGUCACAACUCGGAGGGAGGGAGAGCGCAGCACUUAUCACGUCACUAAGGUCGAAAAGAGAGGCUCUCCCUUCAACGAGACACAUGGUGAGGAGGAAAAAUAUAAAGCAACAUUCUUAGUAAAAGAGGAUACUCCUUACUUUCUGUUUUCAUGACAACAUUCAGUAGCUUGUCACACAGUACAAGUUAUUACGUCUGAUAUGACUCACACAACAGCAUAAAAUCAGAGUUAACAGAGUCCCCUCUUUUUCCUCUUCUUUUAUUUUUUUAUUCAGAAAAAUCUUCAGUCCUAAAACAAUUUAUGCCUCAUUUGGUCCCACAAAGUCUAGCCUUUGUAAUGGCCGCAAGACAUUGAAUUUUCUGCAUUACUUGUUUGAGUUCUAAUAAAUCAGAUGGUUGUCCAUGGAUGCGUACAAAGACGCGAGUUUCACAAGAUACACACAUACUGUCGCUCGAAGCCACGUGUGUUUGAGAGGGAAAGGGACAAGCUGUACCUUUUUCAGAUUCCUGUGAGACAAUCUUGACAUGUAGAAACGUGCUUUCAUGUUGAAGAGAGCAGAUUGAUAUAAAUACAGAAUCGUUAAUUACAUCUUUCUAUCCAUACUGGGAUAGAAAGAGAAGGAAAGCUGUGAUUUUGCCAGAUUUCAACACGUUUAAAAAAAAAAAAAAAAA